CCCUAGAGGCCUCCAUCUCUCCUCUUCUAGUUUUUAUGGCCCUCUAAAACCCCUCCUCUCCUCCCCAUCUGUCAUUUAGCAGCCAGCCCAUCCCCCAACCUCAUGGUGGGCUCUGCUGCGUCCCCGCAAAAACUCUCCACCCCACUCCUUGCGCCCGCCGACGAUGAACACCCCCUCCCGCCAUCAUCGCCAAUCACUGCCGACGUCGAUGACCCCCACGGAUCGGGCGGCCGCCUCGAGAGCAUCCUCACCGAGACCUCCGUCCCAUGGGCCCGCCGCCUCCGGCUCGCCACCGUCAUCGAGAUGAAGCUGCUCAUCCACCUCGCCGCCCCCGCCGUGAUCGUCUACAUGGUCAACUACCUCAUGUCCAUGUCCACCCAGAUCUUCUCCGGGCAUCUCGGCAACCUCGAGCUCGCCGCCGCCUCCCUCGGCAACACCGGCAUCCAAGUCUUCGCCUACGGACUCAUGCUGGGCAUGGGGAGCGCCGUGGAGACGCUGUGCGGGCAGGCGUACGGCGCCCAUAAGUACGAGAUGCUCGGAGUAUACCUUCAAAGGUCGACGAUACUCUUAAUGGCGACCGGCGUGCCGCUGGCGGUGAUCUACGGCUUCUCCCGCCCGAUAUUGGUGCUCUUGGGAGAGUCGCCGGAGAUCGCCAAAGCCGCAUCGAUCUUCGUCUACGGGCUAAUUCCGCAGAUAUUUGCAUAUGCUGCGAACUUUCCGAUCCAGAAGUUCCUGCAGGCGCAGAGUAUUGUGGCGCCCAGCGCCUACAUAUCGACGGCGACGGUGGCGGUGCACCUGCUGCUGAGCUGGUUGGCGGUCUACAAGCUGGGGUUGGGCCUCCUGGGGGCAUCCUUGGUGCUCAGCUUGAGCUGGUGGAUCGUGGUGAUCGCUCAGUUCGUGUACAUAGUUACGAGCCAGAAGUGCCGGUUCACUUGGACCGGGUUCAGCUGGCAGGCCUUCUCCGGCCUGCCGGAGUUCCUGAAGCUGUCCACCGCGUCGGCGGUGAUGCUAUGCCUGGAGACGUGGUACUUCCAGAUCCUGGUGCUGAUCGCCGGCCUGCUGGAUCACCCACAGCUGGCCCUUGACUCACUGUCGGUAUGCAUGACGAUCUCUGGGUGGGUGUUCAUGAUCUCAGUUGGGUUCAAUGCCGCCGCCAGUGUGCGCGUGAGCAAUGAGCUUGGAGCUGGCAAUCCAAAGUCGGCGGCAUUCUCGGUGGUGGUGGUGACGGCAUUGUCUUUUAUAAUAUCAGUGAUAAUAGGGGUGGUCAUUCUCUGCCUUCGUGACUACCUCAGCUAUAUCUUCACAGAAGGAGAGACGGUGGCCCAUGCUGUUUCUGAACUUACCCCUUUGCUUGCCAUUACCCUUAUCCUCAAUGGCAUCCAACCCGUCUUAUCUGGUGUUGCUGUUGGCUGUGGAUGGCAAGCAUUUGUCGCUUAUGUUAAUGUUGGUUGCUAUUAUAUUGUUGGCAUCCCCCUUGGCGUUCUCCUCGGUUUCAAGUUUAACUUGGGAGCAAAGGGAAUAUGGUCUGGUAUGAUUGGGGGAACAUUCAUACAGACUCUCAUCCUGAUAUGGGUCACUUUCAGGACUGACUGGAACAAAGAGGUGGAUGAAGCCAUAAAAAGAUUGAAUAAGUGGGAAGACAAUAAGAAAGCCCUUCUAGCUGAUCAGGAGUAGCAAACAGAUGCUAGAGACUUAAUUCAGUAUAGCUCUUAAGCUAUACAACAUCACCAUGUCCUGGCCUUAUCUUUAUGCUGAUCACAUGAUGUAGGAUGCCGGUGAUCUUCAAUAUUUACAUGUGAGCAAGUAUGGAGGGAGGAUGGGAGAGCAUAUGGGAAGGUCCAUGUAAUGCAGCCGCAAAGACAGUUGCACAAUUUUUAUUUGUAAUUUUUAAUGUUAAUUUGCUUUAUCCAAUCUAGUGUGACAAAAGCUUUUGAUGUUUCCCAGAAAGUGGAUAGAUGUGAUUGAAAGAGAUGCAAUAAUCAUGAGAAAGCCCUAGAGGAAAAGGCAAAAAUGAUAACU
Elaeis guineensis (African oil palm) is the source of this 2019-nucleotide messenger RNA. Its product is annotated as protein DETOXIFICATION 40. NCBI's taxonomy places the organism in Eukaryota, Viridiplantae, Streptophyta, Magnoliopsida, Arecales, Arecaceae. The record is from RefSeq and is a predicted model, not a curated record. Gene Ontology annotation, molecular function: antiporter activity; xenobiotic transmembrane transporter activity. Gene Ontology annotation, cellular component: membrane. Gene Ontology annotation, biological process: xenobiotic detoxification by transmembrane export across the plasma membrane.